Messenger RNA from Paramecium tetraurelia, 1209 nucleotides. RefSeq lists its product as uncharacterized. The transcript is spliced from 4 exons. Gene Ontology annotation, molecular function: amino acid transmembrane transporter activity. Lineage: Eukaryota; Ciliophora; Oligohymenophorea; Peniculida; Parameciidae. The record is from RefSeq and is a predicted model, not a curated record. Gene Ontology annotation, biological process: amino acid transmembrane transport.
AUGCAGGAGCUAUUGUAUUACCUUUUGUAACUUAUUCUGUGGGAUGGUUUUGGUCAAUAUUUUUAUUUUUGCCAGUUGCCUUUAGUUGUGUUUAGUGAAAUAUAUCUUAAUAAUUUUAGAUCAAGUAUUUUAUUGAUUGGAGUUGCUGAUCAUUUGGCAGUGGAUAAAAUUUUAUAUGCUGAUGUUAUCCGUAUCACAUUGGGUCUAAAGUGGGCAUUCUAUUUGGACAUAGCAAUUGUAUUACAAUUGGUUGGCAUAUGCAUAGCCUAUUUAAUAUUUUUGGCUGAAUCUGUAACACAAUCUCUGCUAUCGAUUGGAAUUGAAUUUGAGAAAUGGCAGUCAUUAUGUAUGACAUUGCUCAUUAUCUUUCCUUUAUCCUAUAUAAAGAACAUCCACUUCUUUCAUUUAACAAGUAAAUACGGAUUCUAUGCUGCCAUUAUGGGUUUCAUAGUAGUUUUCUAUGAUUGCUCCAUAAGGUUCUCAAAAGGAUUGUACAGUUUUGAGAAUGCCAUCAAUAUUAGAAGCUCUUUUCAUUACGUUGGAGUUGCCAUUCUCUGUUGCGAAGGCAUAUUAACCAUACUACCAAUCCGUGACAGCAUGGUCAACAAACUAGAUUUCAAAAUGGUUGCAAUUAACAGUAUGAUUACAGCAUUUGGAAUCUCCAUUUUCAUAGCUUUGAUUGCUGUUCCAACAUAUUAAUCAGACAUCAAACCCAUACUAAUUUUUAAUUUAGAAAAUCCUUAUCUAUAAUUCAUUUCAGUUGUGUUUUAUUCUAUCAGUCUAUUAUUAACAUAUCCUUUGUAAUUGUUCCCAGCUGUGUAAAUAAUUGAAAGAAUGAUUUUAGAGAAGUAAUCAUAUUAGGAAGUUCCACUAUAACCUUAAAUUAAUGAAUUUGAAAAUAAUUAAAUUCAAAAUAAUACUGAAGAUUCAAUGUUUGCAGAUACCAAAAUACAAAUUGUGAUAAGAACUCUAGCUAUGAUGUGCAUAUAUUUAAUAGCUUACUAUGUCCCACAUUUGUCUCACUUUUUGAAUUUCAUGGGAAGUAUUUUUGGAUCUCUAUUAUAAUUCUGUUUCCCUGUAUUGGCCCACAUGAUUCAUUUCAAGAAGACAUCUGAGCCUUAACCUAAAGCAACCUAUACGUUUGUUUUGAUAGUAGCCAUAUUAGCAAUGGUGUUGGGUUCAAUAGAAUCCUUAAGAGCUAUGAUGUGA